UCGGGUCCUGCUAGGCAGACAUGACUGUUACUGUGAAGCCUGGUGCCAUGGUGCGGUCUCCAACCCAUGGAUGUUUGGGCCGGUGCUGAGGCGACGAGCAGCACCACAGCCCCUGAUUUAAAGCGAUGGCUGCACGAUCAUGCGCAACCGCCGCCAGCGGUCGGGAUGGGACAAAGCAUCGCCCUGAACGUCGCGACUCUGGCUGCAGGUCUACUGAUCUUCGAGCUGAAGCGGGAGUGGAACAAGAACCCAAGGAGGAAGUCCACGAGCUUCAGCUCUGAAAGGCUCCUCUGCAACGAUCGGAGUGUCUUUGAGUUUGGCCCAGGGUAUCACACGACAGCCUUGAACUACUUGAUAUUCCUCCGGGUGGCUGCGGAGUUAUGCACGGUGCUCACCGUGGUCUCCGCCGUUGUGGUUGUUCCCUAUUGGGGAGUGCAACCCUUCUUGUUGGGUGGCUUGGUGGGUCGUAUCUCCUUGGCGGAGGACAUAGAUGCCAAUGGUAUUUGCCUGCUGGGUGCGGUGGCCUUCUUCUUUGGCGUGCUGGUCUUGGUCUUCGCGCAGCGUAUGAAGCGGCACAUGAGGAUCCGUGGUGCAAUGCACCCCAAGUACAGCAGUUGCUUGGAUCGCACCUUGUGGCUGUCUCACUUGCCCGUGGGGGACAACUUGACCGGCAAGUACUUCAAACUCAGCGAGGAGGACUUUGCACGCGUGGAAGAGAACUUGAAACGUGCAAUCGAGGAGCAUGUGAAGCAGAAGGUCAAGCAAGAGCCAUCGAUCAUUCCCAUUCUUCGCGUGCACGUCGCAUUCGUUGUGGAUGACUACUAUGCAUUGGACACCAAGCACCAGGAGGAGGAAGACAGGCUUAAAACUCGCAUGGAACACUUGGCCAUGCUUCAGUGGAAGGACUACUCUGUGCGGAGCUUCAGCUGUGCCAGGCCCUGGAAGGACCUGCAGAUCUGGUGGAUCAGUCGACAAGCUCAGAAACUUCAAGUGAAGGUGAAUUCUUUGCGACUGGAUCUGGAGAGAAAGGGGAAGCAGCAAAAGAGGAUGAGUGGUAGUGCCUUUGUCACUUUCAAGGAGCGGAGAUUCAAGGAUGUCCUGCUUGAAGAUUUACCCAGCUGCUGGAAGAUCCAAAACUACGCUCAUUUUAACUUCGGCCAGCCACCCUUUUCCUCGGUGACCUUGAGGUGCCAGCGAGCUCCACAUCCUGCAGAUAUUUUGUGGGAAAACUUGCACAUCCCCUACCGGCAAAGGAUCUUGCGCUUUGGAGGUGGAUCGCUACUGCUGCUGAUCUUCAUGCUCGUGCUGGUGACACCAGUCUCUGUGAGCUCCGAGCUCAACACCAUCAUCCCGGAGUUGAGACGAGGCUCCCAUGAGAUCAGGAAUAAGGUCGAGCAAAUCCUGGGCGUCAGCAUCCCUGAAAAGGGGGAUGCGGUCUGGCAGUGGCUCUACCUGCAGUUGCCACCCAUGGUGAUUCUCUUUAUCAACUCCUUGGUGCUUCCCUACCUGAUUGGCGAGAUUUGUCACUUCCAGCGCAAUCACACUUUAUCGAAGGCAGAGCUGAACCAGAUGAACAUGAACUAUGUCUUCAUGGUGAUGAACCAAUUGCUGAUCCCCUUGUUGGGUUUGACUGGGAUCCCUGCACUGCUGGAGUUCCUUGAAGUGAAGCUGCAUGAUGAGAAGGAGGACAUCUCCAUCCUGCAGCUACUCGAUGGGAGCAUGCUGAGAUCUCCAGGGCUUUUCUACGUUCGCUAUCUUUUGAACUGCACCUUCCUGACAAACACAAACAGCUUGUUGAAUCUGCCACAGCUCUUUGUACGCUGGCUCACGAGCACACCUGAACCAUGGAACUUUGCAUGGGGAUACUGGUAUGCCGCCACUUUAGGCAUCCUGACCACAGCAGUUUCACUCGGUGUGCUGGUACCUUCUCUCUUGCCCAUCGCAGCCCUAUUCUUCGCUAUGAAAUACUGUGUUGACUCUCACAUCCUCAACACGAGAGCUUACCGUUGUGGGCCCGAGAGCCAGGGCCUUUUCCUCCCGCGAGUGCUUUUCAUCAUGCGUAUGAUCGCCGUGGGUUCCUGGCUUGUCGUGUUCAGCUCUCUGCAUGUAACAGCGAAGACCUAUUUCCAACAUCGCUGGGAUGCACGAGUGCCGUACGGACUGCUGCAGGGAGCUUGCUGGUUGCUUGUGGCUUCUGCGAUUUUCAUGGCAUUCUUCUUUUUCUGGGCCAAGGGCAAUGAUGUCCACAAUGCCAAGUUCCAGUUUCUUCGCUACUCAGUGGGCAAGAAGGACCUGGAGCGCAACCUGGUAGACAGGUGUUUCGACUCCAUUUUUGGCAAGCUCCACCAAGCUGUCGACUCCGCUACAGUGCAUCCAAAGCGAAACUACAGUGAGGAGGCUGUUGUUUCCACCGUCUCUUUGAACUUCUCCCGGCGAGAUUCGGCGGAGAUGGAGGAGUGCCAAUCAGAUGAGGCGGAUUUCCAGCUUCUUUGGGAUUGUCGGAGGUGGCUCUCUGCAUGGAAAGACUACGCUGCAGGCCGCGGUGGACCGGUGAUUUGAAUCAGCAUACCAAAAUCAGUGCAUGUAUAUAAAGGGUUGAACCCUUUGGAGAUACUCAUUGACUCAUUAUGUGCAGAUUGUUGAUAGGUACUUGGGCCACAGCGCACAUCUCUUUGUCACAAUGCUGAGGUCAAAACUUGCCUCAAGACAUUUGCAGCUCGCAGCUUGACAAGCAAGGGGAAGUUUCGCUCCCUAAGUCAAGUGUGAAAGCAACAUGCCAAUGCGUCAUCGGCCAGCAUAGCCGCGCCAAGGAGUGAUUUGCGCGCAGGCAACAACCACCUCUUCUCCUGAGCGCGUGUCAGGCGAAGAGGCUCUAAGCCCUCCCAAUUCCUUGCACAGCCUGGCCAAAGCAUGCCAUGGGUGCCUUCGCUUGAAAAA
Durusdinium trenchii is the source of this 2937-nucleotide messenger RNA. NCBI's taxonomy places the organism in Eukaryota, Dinophyceae, Suessiales, Symbiodiniaceae. The record is from the annotation of a GenBank genome assembly.